UAUUUCCGUAACUUCAAUCCCCCCUUUCAUUCACCAGUGAGGCAGUGACCAACGUGGCUCCCAACCUUUCUUCUCUCCUCGUUCCCUCGCAAAACCCUAAACCAGAAACAAUCUCAAUUGAAAAAUUCAAUCUCACGUUCCGCCAUUACUAACUUCAAACUUCAUUCACAACCCGAGUUUCCAACAUGACUGCAUCGAAGAAAAACCACAAAGACAAACCAGUUCGCCGCAAGGAAGAGAAACCGGAAGAACCAGAAUUGCCAAAAUACAGAGAUCGAGCUAAAGAACGUAGAGAAGAUCAAAAUCCUGAUUAUGAACAAACUGAACUUGGGUUUCAUGCUGUUGCUCCUCCUGGCACUGUUGAUAUUACGUCAUCUGAUGCGCAUAAAUUAUCUAUUGAGAAGAGCAAGUACCUUGGAGGUGAUGUGGAGCAUACGCAUUUGGUUAAAGGUUUGGAUUAUGCUUUACUAAACAAAGUAAGGAGUGAGAUUAAGAAGCCAGAUGCUGGGGAUGACGGGGACGGGAAACCUAGAGUACCCAAGGAAGACCAGCAAGUGUCAAUUCGCACAGCAACUGCUAAGUCAGUUUAUCAGUGGAUUGUCAAGCCUCAGACCAUUAGCAAGACGAAUGAGAUGUUCCUUCCCGGUCGAAUGACAUUCAUUUAUAAUAUGGAGGGUGGAUACCAUCAUGAUAUUCCUACAACCUUGCACCGUAGUAAAGCUGAUUGUCCAGUGCCCGAGGAAAUGGUUACAGUUAAUGUUGAUGGAUCUGUUCUAGAUCGCAUUGCUAAAAUCAUGUCAUACCUCCGUCUUGGUUCUUCUGGGAAGGUCCUAAAGAAGAAGAAAAAGGAAAAAGAUACUAAAGGGAAAUUUUUGGAUGCCGGUAAUGGAUAUGACAAAGAGGAUAAGCUGGCAAAGGUUGAAGGUGUGGAGAUAAAGAAUCAAACAGCAAGAGAAUCUAUCCUUCCACCUCCACCCCCCUUGAAGAAAAAUCCUAUUAUUUCAAGGGAGAAUCAAGGUCCAGCUGUUGCAGCUGUUGCUAGAGAAGAAGAUGAUGACAUUUUUGUUGGUGAAGGUGUUAACUAUGAAAUACCUGCUCCCCCGAGUCCUGUCUCUGAGGACAUGGAAGAAUCUCCUAGAAACAAAGAAAGACCUCAAUAUUUCACUGAACCUGCUUAUGGUCCUGUCCCACCUUCUAUGAUGGAUCAAGGGUGGCAAGAAACGAAUGGAUAUGAUGUAAUGCAAACACAAGCCAUGGUUGGUGGCUACCAAGGGGAAUGGCAGGAGUACCAGUAUGCUGAACAACUGGCUUACCCUGAUCAAUAUCUUCAGCAAAAUAUGCAGGCUUAUGAUGUCCAAGCAGAUUUAAAUGCUCCACAAGAUCCACGCUUUAUGACUCAAGAAGAAAAGGACCGAGGUUUAGGAUCAGUGUUUAAACGAGAUGACCAGAGACUUCAGCAACUGAGGGAGCAAGAUGCUCGUGAGAAAGAUCCUAACUUCAUCUCGGAGAGUUACUCUGAAUGUUAUCCUGGGUAUCAAGAAUAUAACCGCGAGGUAGUGGACAGUGACGAAGAAGCUGAUUUGUCCAAAAUGGAUAUGGGAGGAAGGGCAAAGGGCCGUCUUCAUAGAUGGGACUUUGAAACUGAAGAGGAAUGGGCGACUUACAAUGAGCAGAAGGAAGCAAUGCCAAAAGCUGCAUUUCAGUUUGGUGUGAAGAUGCAAGAUGGCCGGAAAACACGUAAGCAAAACAAGGACCAGAAACUCAACAACGAUUUGCACAAGAUCAACAAAAUACUUUCAAGAAAGAAGAUGGAUAAGGAAGGGAAUGAUGAGGCUGGCCAAUAUGAAGAUGAGCCCACCCCUGGAAAGAAGCUUCGAGUAUGAGUCCUGUUCACUAGACUGUACUGUAAUAUUUAUAGAAUGAGAUGAAGAUUUUCAAUUUAUGUCUUAUGAUGGUGAUUUAUUGAUUUUUUUUUUCUACUUUUUUCCCAUCUGUAGAAAGUAGAAACCUUGUUCAUGCUUUUUUGUCAUGUUCAUAAAAUGAAGACUAGUAAAUCUACAUAUUUAUUGUGUUAAAUUUGUUGAGGACGGUGAUUCUUGAUAUAAAAAGCAAUUUGUAAAAUUUUCCCCAAAGGAUGAUUAUAUUAAACCAU
Vicia villosa (hairy vetch) is the source of this 2152-nucleotide messenger RNA. Its product is annotated as suppressor of mec-8 and unc-52 protein homolog 2-like. NCBI's taxonomy places the organism in Eukaryota, Viridiplantae, Streptophyta, Magnoliopsida, Fabales, Fabaceae. Bases 186 to 1883 code for a protein of 565 amino acids. The transcript has 11 exons. Gene Ontology annotation, biological process: mRNA splicing, via spliceosome. Gene Ontology annotation, cellular component: nucleus. The record is from RefSeq and is a predicted model, not a curated record.